UGUACAUUGAACCAUAAUGGAAAAUGAUGCCCUCUAAUAUAGUAGAAGUUUACUUAAUUGUCUUCUCCAGAAAAAUUAAACAAGAAAAGACUUGAGGCUGUUCUUAUCAGGCUGGCGCAAGCAAUUUGGAAAUUUAACUUUUUCUGAACUGAAAACCAUCAACCCAACACUUUUAAUUUCCUCUCUACAGUGGGUCAGUCGCAUCUGGUUUUGAAGGAAUGGAUCCGGAUACGCCCAGUGAAGAGGAAGAAAAUGAGGUACCCAAUGGAAGUCAAGAAAAUGAGGAAGAAGAUGCCGAUGAAGAUGAUGCUUUCAAUCCUAAUCCACCUUCUCCUCCUCAAGUAGAAUCAGCAAAGGACUCUGAUGAUGCUCUCAAUCCUAAUCCACCUUCUCCUCCUCAAGUAGAAUCAGCAAAGGACUCUGAUGAUGCUCUCAAUCCUAAUCCACCUUCUCCUCCUCAAGUAGAAUCAGCAAAGGACUCUGAUGAUGCUGCCGAAGUUGUGUCAUUGAUCAAGGAGCAACUAUCCAGGUUUUCUCGCGAUAGUCUCAACUAUGGUACGAUUUGUAUCUCCAAAGUACCUGAGAAAUAUCGUAGCCAGAAUCAAGAAGCUUAUACGCCUCGAUUGGUCUCAAUAGGUUUCAUCCAUCAUGGUCGAAUCGAGCUUCAAGGUAUGCAAGAGUACAAGCUGAAAUAUCUUUACGAUUUUUUACACACCUUGCGACUUUCUGAGGAAGAUUUAGCUGCACAUGUUCAUAGUGAAGUGAAGCGUGUCUGUGAUUGUUAUCAAGAGUUUUACAUCAAAAAAGUCUCAAAACAAUCCGAGAAAAAGAUACUCUCUCAGAUUAUUUUGCUGGAUGGAAUUUUUAUCAUUGUGCUUUUCUUGAAAAACCAUUUCCCUGGAAUGAGGGAGAAGGGAGAUGUAAUCUUUGGGAACCCUCAGGUAUCCAAUGAUAUAUUACAUGACCUGCUCCUGUUUGAGAACCAACUUCCUCUUAGAUUCCUAACCACAUUGUUCAGCAAAUUCGUCACCGGUAAAGUGAAAAAAUACCUAGAUGAUGAUGCUAUCUGUCCUCCAUCUUUCAAUGAACUGGCACAAAAGUACUUCAAGAAUGUUGGAAAUACAGGAAAACUAUUGCUCUCAGGUGAGCUUCGCCACGCGAAGCAUUUAAUCGAGUUCUUAUCCAUCAUACAUACACAAGGGAAAGCUCAAGUUGUGUCUGAAGAAACUAGGAGGAGGAAAUCGGAUUUCGCCCGAUGCCCUAAUGCAACAGAGUUGCAAGCAGCAGGGGUCAGGUUCCAACAGGGCAAAGAAACAGAAUGCCUUUUAAAUGUUGAGUUUGACAAACAAAAGGGAGUGUUGACAAUGCCACCACUAAAUGUAAACGAUUCCACUGAGACAUUUUUCAGGAAUAUAGUAGCUUUCGAGCAAUCUGGAUUUCAUUCCAAGGAUAUAACGAGCUACAUUAUCAUGCUGGACAACUUGAUAGAUACUCCUAAAGAUGUCGAUAUUCUCAUGAAAUCGAAAAUCAUCAAGAAUGAUUUUGGUGACAAUCAUCAAGUGGCACACCUUUUCAACAACCUUUACAAGGAAUUCGUGAAAGAUCCAAGGGAGUUUCGCUACGUUGAUCAAUGCCAUCACCUGAAUGAGUACAGCAGGAACAGGGUGCGCAAGUGGCACGCGAAAAGCGUGAGGUGGUUCACGAUGUUGGGACGCGAUUAUUUUGGGAAUCCAUGGUCGAUCAUCUCCCUCGUUGCUGCAAUUAUAUUGCUCGGUCUCACCAUCGCGCAAACCGUGUUAUCAGCGCUUCAAUUGAAACAGAGCUGAUGUAGUUGCACAUUCAAACAAAUAUUGUAGCACAAGAAUGUUAUAAGUCAGUCAGUGGAGUUGUGUUUCUUUUAAGCUUUUAAGACCUUUUUCCGCAGAUGGAAAUAGUGAUUGUUGUUUCACUGAUUCUAUAGACACAUUUAUAUUGCUUUGUUUGUUACGAUCAGGAUCUAAUUGAUGAACCGUUUUGAGUAACAUUUUUGCGUUCAAACUUUAUCUAAUUGUUGUUUAGUUCAAACUUUACACAAAGCCUAUAUGUGUAUAUGCAAUAUACUGAGAAUAAAAUCC
This is a messenger RNA of Oldenlandia corymbosa var. corymbosa, 2114 nucleotides long. The record is from the annotation of a GenBank genome assembly. Lineage: Eukaryota; Viridiplantae; Streptophyta; Magnoliopsida; Gentianales; Rubiaceae.